AUAAUACUCUCUAGCACAUUUUCUAUUGUCGAACUCGAGCGAGUCCAAUCUGUUCUCAGUGGUGAAAGCAUCAAAGUUCGAGCUCAAUUAUCCCCUUCAACAUGGCCGAGAAAGCCACCCCUGGUAUGUCCACCUAGCUCUUGGAUUCAGCCCAGCUAACAGCUUCAGCUUCAGCUCCAGUUCCCACAUACGAGAACUUGCAAGAGACCAACCAACCGAGCAUCAACCAUCCACCUCCGGCAUAUGCGCAGCCCCCGAUGGAAACGAUCACUCCUCCACCUCAGCCCCACGAGCCCUCGUCGCAGAACUUCUACGCGGGGACGCAGACACACCACACGAGCGGGUACAAUAAUGCGACACCCCUGCAUGCGCUUCAACGUGGCCCAGCGCCCGUGGACUGUCCAAGUUGCGGCAGCCGUGAGAUGACGCGAGUGGUAGCGGAGGCGGGCAAUACUACACAUGCAUGGGCCGCAGUGACUUGCAUCUGCUGCUGCUUGGGCUGCAUUCCCUAUCUGAUGUCGUCGCUCAAGGAUGUGCACCACUACUGUGGAAAAUGUGGUGCAUUGCUGGCGACCUGGCACAACAGCGGACGGACGGAUGUGCAUCAACACAACUGAGUGCGCUAAGAUUGACGUUGGGGUGGUUUAUGUUUGGGAAUGAUUAUUGCUUGUUUUGGUGUGCCUGAAUGUUGAUAU
Messenger RNA from Aspergillus brunneoviolaceus CBS 621.78, 695 nucleotides. RefSeq names its product LITAF-like zinc ribbon domain-containing protein. Gene Ontology annotation, molecular function: zinc ion binding. The transcript has 2 exons. The record is from RefSeq and is a predicted model, not a curated record. NCBI's taxonomy places the organism in Eukaryota, Fungi, Ascomycota, Eurotiomycetes, Eurotiales, Aspergillaceae. Bases 258 to 617 code for a protein of 119 amino acids.